Molecule: messenger RNA, 564 nt
Organism: Melitaea cinxia (Glanville fritillary)
Lineage: Eukaryota; Metazoa; Arthropoda; Insecta; Lepidoptera; Nymphalidae
Product: flexible cuticle protein 12-like
Exons: 3
Coding region: 86-412 (108 amino acids)
Cellular component (GO): chitin-based extracellular matrix
Molecular function (GO): structural constituent of chitin-based larval cuticle
Source: RefSeq, a predicted model, not a curated record
AUAAAUAGCAGCAUCUUCAACAGAGGAGCAUCAUUCACUUCUACGCUUUGCAAGAACACAAGCAAAAAAAAACAACAAACCAAAAAUGAAAUCGUUCAUCGUUCUUGCUCUCUUUGUGGCCGUCGCCGUUGCCGCCCCGGCUAACCCUGACGCAGACGCCCAAAUCGUCAGCUAUAGGAGCGACAACAUUGGAGUCGACGGCUAUGGAUACGAGAUUGAGACCAGCAACGGUAUAAAGCAGUCAGAAUCUGGAACGUUGAAGAACGUCGGAACUGAGGACGAGGCUCUUGAAGUUCGCGGCCAGUACUCUUACCCCGGUCCCGACGGUGUUGCAUACCUCGUGGUCUACAUCGCCAACGAGAAGGGCUUCCAGCCCCAGGGUGCCCAUUUACCCACAGUCCCAUCCGCCUAAAUAAUCUUUAACUAACUGUAUUUCUAGUCCAAAAUACUCAUUCCUAACCCUUUCUCCCAUUUCCUCCUUGUUAAGAAUCAAUCGUUCAAGCGAUUCUGUGAUAUGAUCCCGAUUUUGUAUAUUUGUUAAUAAACAAUUACGUUUUAAAAUUU